Ophidiomyces ophidiicola is the source of this 885-nucleotide messenger RNA. RefSeq lists its product as uncharacterized. Gene Ontology annotation, molecular function: nicotinamide-nucleotide adenylyltransferase activity; ATP hydrolysis activity. Gene Ontology annotation, cellular component: cytoplasm; nucleus. The transcript has a single exon. Lineage: Eukaryota; Fungi; Ascomycota; Eurotiomycetes; Onygenales; Onygenaceae. The record is from RefSeq and is a predicted model, not a curated record. The coding region runs from base 1 to 885 and encodes 294 amino acids.
AUGUCAUUCCCCCACCCUCUGCACAUUCUCCGUCAACGAUACUACACAGCCCUCCAUCAAUUCACUACAGGCCCCAAAUCCUUUGAAAUUCUUGACACCAUCGCACCUCAGGUGGCCUCUCCGCCCAGGACAACCACGCUCCACGUGCUAGACUCGUCAUUCAAUCCACCUACCCGCGCACAUCUACGCAUUGUGAAGUCUGCCCUCCUCUCCCACCGCAACUCUGACUCCUCAGCCGUCCGACUACUUCUACUACUAGCAACACAAAAUGCAGACAAGCCGUCUAAGCCAGCAUUAUUUGAAGACCGCUUGGUCAUGAUGAAUCUCUUCGCCCAAGACCUGCAGGAUGCGAUUAUAUCCAAUAGGUGCCCUCCCGCCCUUGCAGGUGAGGCAGAUGCCGCAGCUCCAACCAUUGAUAUCGGUGUUACCAAAGAGCCAUAUUUUAUUGAUAAGGCGGCUGCCAUAUCUUCUUCUGGAAUGUAUCCAAGUGACUUAGAACAAGUCCAUCUCACUGGAUAUGAUACCCUGGUCCGAAUUUUUGACCCAAAGUAUUAUCCACCCAAACAUACAUUGGACCCACUGGCACCAUUCCUUGAGAAUCAUCGUUUACGAGUGUCGCUAAGACCGGACGAUAGCUGGGGUGACGGGGAUGAGCAAACGAAGUUCUUGCCGGAUUUGGCUGGGGGAAAGAUGGAGAAGAUCGGUGGUAGAAGGGAGUGGGCGAAGAGGAUCGAGGUUGUCGAAGGGAGAAAGAAUGGAGAAGAAUCCGUGAGCUCGACGAAGGCGCGGCAGGAGGCGGUUAACGGGAAUCGGAAGGCACUGGGUAAUUUGGUGACGGAUCGGGUGAUGAGUUGGAUGGCGGAGAAAGCUCUGUAUAGAAAUUAA